Molecule: messenger RNA, 2544 nt
Organism: Neolamprologus brichardi
Lineage: Eukaryota; Metazoa; Chordata; Actinopteri; Cichliformes; Cichlidae
Source: RefSeq, a predicted model, not a curated record
AUGUUGUGGUAUCAGUACCAGAAGUCGGGUGAUGUGGCGAUGAACCUGAUCGAGAGAGCUUGGCAGAUAAUCACUGGUUCUUCAGUGUUGGACAUCAGCUCAUGUCCAAUCACUUAUUAUGGACAGAAGUACGAGCAAAUCUAUGUGAGUAUCCCGAUUGAAAACAUUGCAUUCUGCUUCGACAACUUUUUCAACCCUGAAACUGGAGGUGACUGUCUUGUGGGAACUGCACCUGACUCAGACAGCAUUGAGUUUUGGAUAAAUGAACCCAAUGCUGAAAUCCAAAAGCUGAUUUAUGACAAUGUAGCAACCAUCCAGAACAGGAUGGAAUGCUAUGUGUUGUUUAUCAUGGAGCUCAAUGGGGAAAAUGCAUUUGAGGCUCAGGUUGGUGGUAUCACAAUUGAUAUAAUGGCUGUUUCGUUCGGUCCCAGCAAUCGUCAGUAUCAAAGAUUCUUUGACAUCAGUGGAUGCCGAUAUGCUGGUGGUUUGUAUGAAUACGGUGCAGUGCUGAGCUCAGAUCUGGAAACCUGCUCUAGUCUCACCUGUUCUGACACUGCUCUGGACAACUCAAUCCUGACCCUCAAUAGUUCGCCUCAGCUGGUUCACAAUGUGAAGCUCUCUAAAGACCGAACUGGAGUCACUGCCAAGGUGUCGCUCUCAUACUCUACCAUCUCUGUCUUCUUUGACGGCUACACUGCACAGAUCCACUUAGAAGGCUUCCUCCUGGUAGGUCAUGCCAGCUGUAAUCUCCUGAAAGAGGCGCCCUUCUCCUCCUGUAACAGUGACAUUGACCCAGUGCCCUACAUAACCGCAUGCACCGACACUUUGUGUAAAUAUCCUGCAGUGGACGGACUCAACUGUCAGUUCCUGAAGGCCUACGCCAGAGUCUGCAGACUACACAACCACACUCUCGAUGGCUGGAAGUCAACGACUGGCUGCUCCUCUGAGGCCUUCUGUCAGGACACGACCUGCAGCGAUCACGAGUUUUGCGGUCAGAAGACGGUCGGUGGUGACACUCGUUGCUUCUGUCGAAUCAUUUUUGCCUCUAAAUACAGAUCAACCAACACUUUGGGUGAUCAAACAGUCUGCAGCCAGAACUCUGCUUCGCUCUCUCUGGCCGGUUGUCUUUUGGAGGACAAAGGCAUUGCAUACUCUGACUUACACCUCAAUGACCCGACCUGCAGGGGUCAGAUGGAUGAGCUUACCCACAUGGUGACCUUCAGCUUCAACAGCAGCAACAGCUGUGGGAUGGUGAUCACAACUAACAACAGCCAUAUUAUCUACAAGAACACUAUCACGAACCAGAAGAGCUCCUCUGGUGUCAUCACUCGCCAAGACCAAAUUUACAUCGACUUCUCUUGCAUCCACAUUCAGCCAGAUAUCGAGACUGCCAACUUCAGAAUCAGAGACAGUUCUGUGAUCCAGCAUGCUACACCCAGUGAUUGGAUUUACACUUUGACCAUGAAGGCCUACACUGAUCUGGGCUGCACACAAGCUGUGGAGUCUUUUGCUGAAGUUCCUCUGAACCAAAGAAUCUGGGUGGAGCUGAAGGCUGAUGGGUUGGAUGGAGACAUGGUUGCCAUGGUAACAGACUCUUGCUGGACCACUGACGUGGCAUCGCCCACUGGGAGUCUCAGAUAUGACCUGAUUAUCGAUGGAUGUGCGAACCCUGUUGACCUGACUGUGGACGUGAAGGAAAACGGACUGGGAACCUCCAACUAUUUUUCCUUCAAUAUGUUUCAGUUCGCUGGGAGCUCAGGUGAAAUCUACCUGCACUGCAAAAUUUACCUGUGCCCUAAACGGAGAAACAAAUGCACUCCGAACAACAGGGAGAGUUUAGAGGCUCUCCAAGAUUACAUCGAUCAGUGCUUCCAGGAUUUCAUAAUAAAGAAGGCCCAGAGUGCUUCCCCAGCCAAAUCUGAGACGCCGUCGUCGAAAAGACUUCGCCCGGCAGAUUCCCUCGGCACAACAUCGCCAGACGGCAAAGAUAUUGCCGACAUACUGGAGUCAAUCGACAAACGAUUGUCCAGUUUCGAUGCAAGGCUGUCCUUGGUGGAGAUUCUUCACCGAGAAUUUAAAUCCUUGCGAGAAUCCCUGGAGUUCAGCCAGCAGCAGGUGGAAACGCUCGCUGCUGAAAAUGCCACGCUAAGGGAGUCGGUGAAAUCCGCAAGAGAAGACGCGGAGACUACAGUAAAAAGCUUCAUCAAAACCCACCUGAAGCUGCCGGAGGACAUGGUGAAGAACAUCGUCUUUGAUAGGGUGCAUCGCAUUGGCCCCAUGCGGGCUGCGACCGGGAGACCACGUCCUACUGUUGCCAAAUUCGGCCACUUCAAACAAAAGGAACAGGUGAAAAGUCGCGUCAGGGAAUUAAAAGGAACGGACUUCAACGUGAACGACCAGUUCCCAAAAGAGAUCCUGGAACGACACAGGGUCCUCUUCCCAAUCCGACGCGGCUUCAUCCAGAAGGGCUCCCACACUGUGGACCGGCUCUACGUGGAUGGACAGCUUUACCACGACCCCAGCAUCUCUCCGUGGCUGUAUUAA